CUGAAGAUGAUGAAGAUGAUGAAUAUGAUGAUGGCGGUGAUGAAGGUGUGUGUCCUGCUCUUCUGUGUGUGCGAUGUGUCGUCCGGACGAAGGCUCAGGCUGGGCAGCUGCACCGUGAGGGUGCACACACACGAGUUAUGGCAACACUUCCACACCAUCCGCCAGAGCACGGUGAGAACACACACACACACACACCCACACGUCAAACAAGACAACCACAUGGGCACCAAACUACUGAAGACUGACAUUAUGAAGGAUGUUCAGGCGUUGGAGAGCUGCUGCUUCCUGCGCCACCUGCUUCGGUUCUACGUGGAACGCGUGUUUGGGAGCCACGCGGCCGCCGCCAGCCAGGCCUCGCAGAAGAGAACCACGGGCGUGCUGGCCAACGCCUUCCUCAGCAUCAAGAAAGACCUGCGCCAGUGUCAUGCGCAGAUGCACUGCCAGUGUGGGGAACAGACCCAGAUCAAGAUGGAGGCCAUCCUCACCAGCUUUGAGAAGUUGGACUCCACAGCGGCGGCGGUGAAAGCAGUGGGAGAGCUGGGCUCGGUGCUGGAGUGGCUGGACAGUUUCCACAGAGAGGCUUCUCCAGAGGCCGUGCAGGGCUAGCGCCCCCCAGAGGCCGUGCAGGGCUAGCGCCCCUUCAGCCAGAAGAGAGUCCCCCACGCCACCACAUUCUUUACUUCA
Clupea harengus (Atlantic herring) is the source of this 684-nucleotide messenger RNA. It is a transcript of the gene il20, whose product is annotated as interleukin 19 like. The record is from RefSeq and is a predicted model, not a curated record. Bases 7 to 606 code for a protein of 199 amino acids. Lineage: Eukaryota; Metazoa; Chordata; Actinopteri; Clupeiformes; Clupeidae. The transcript has 5 exons.